This is a messenger RNA of Exophiala mesophila, 6497 nucleotides long. RefSeq lists its product as uncharacterized. The transcript is spliced from 2 exons. The coding region runs from base 194 to 6283 and encodes 2029 amino acids. NCBI's taxonomy places the organism in Eukaryota, Fungi, Ascomycota, Eurotiomycetes, Chaetothyriales, Herpotrichiellaceae. Gene Ontology annotation, molecular function: guanyl-nucleotide exchange factor activity. The record is from RefSeq and is a predicted model, not a curated record. Gene Ontology annotation, biological process: regulation of ARF protein signal transduction.
CCCAAUUCGGACAUCUGGACAUUUCUCGAUCCCGCUCACUUCUCAGCACCGUUCUUGUUUCUGGUGUCAUCUACAUAUUCCCUUCGCCCUUCUUCUUCUUACUGACUGCGAUGCGCCGAUUCAAUCCUCUCUCUACCCCAUGUGAAUCUCUCCCCUGAUUCCUCCCCGACCCUCGCUCCCCCCCGCCGGCCAAAUGUCUAGCGACGACAGCCACCCGCCUGCAAGUCCUCCUCCUGACCGCGAACCGUCCGCCGAAACCAUCUCGGAAGACGCCGCUUCAGACAAUGAACCGACCACAGACUCAGCGGGCCAGCCUGAGUCCGUCCAAGAUACAGAAGACGACCGGAUGGUAGACCAUGGAGUCACCAUCAAUGUCCAAGACGUGGAUGCUGAGGAUGACACCCAGAGUGAAAGCACGGCCGAUGAUGCUUCCCACGACGACACCCCUGACCACGAUGCGUUAGAUUCACAGUCAUAUCAGGCUGGCGCAUCCCAUCCUGAACAUGCUAAUCCGCCAGCCGACACGUCCACCAUUCAAGACGCUGCUUCGUCAGUCCAGGAGCAUCCUGACACCGAUUCUCAGCCUGCAAGCGACAGAAUUGAACAGAGUGUAUCGUCCUCGGAAGCACCAAUUGCUACCAGAUCCCAGCGUGCAAACUCCAGGCCCACACCCCCCGCCCGCCCCCUACCAGUGACUUCCACUGUCUUUGUCAUCAGCGCACUCGAGUCGAUAGGAGCGUCGAAAGAAGUUCGCCGUAACAAGGACUUUACCGAUGCUGUUCAAGCCGCCUUGGCCAAUAUCAAGAAUCCUGAGCAGGCUGUGAAUCCUGAAACCAUCUUCAAGCCUCUCCAGAUGGCCACAAAGUCCUUCAAUGUCCAGAUGCAAGUUACCGCCCUCGACUGUAUUGGCAAGCUCAUUAGCUAUUCAUACUUUGCAUUCCCCGUCGCCGGAGACCCUCGUACAGACUCCGCCGAUACUCCCCCGCUCAUCGAAAGGGCCAUUGAAGCCAUCUGCGAUUGUUUUGAGAAUGAAGCUACCGCGGUGGAGAUCCAGCAGCAAAUCGUCAAAUCCCUUCUGGCGGCCGUUCUUGACGACAAAAUCGUGGUCCACGGCGCUGGCUUACUCAAGGCUGUGCGCCAGGUGUACAACAUCUUCAUCUACUCAAAAUCGAGCCAGAACCAACAGGUCGCUCAAGGUUCUUUACUCCAGAUGAUUGCCACUGUAUUCUCACGCGUCCGGACACGGCUCGAUGUUAAAGAGGCUCGUAUGAGAGACAGUAACGACCCCAAGUCAGACGACGCCUUAUCCGGCGAGGCGUCCAUGUUUGAGCAUGGAGAACUGAACGGUCAGGUCGCGACUCCCGAUCAUGAGAGCCCCCCACAACUAGGAGACACACCCACCAAGACUCAGGAGAAACUUACCCUCGAAAGCUUUGAGCACAACAAGAACCUAGAUGAUGCUCUUGUGGCUGAUAGCGCUCCUACUACAGUCACACGCGCGAGGGCAGAACGACCCAAAACACGAUCCAACUCGGGUCCCACUGCCCGGAACAGUCUGCAAGAUGAUCAGGAAGAUUCUGACUUUUCGCCCGAGGAUGAAGAUGAGAUCUAUAUCAAAGAUGCCUUUCUUGUUUUUCGCUCUCUAUGCAAACUAAGUCAAAAAGUCCUGACUCAUGACCAGCAACAAGAUCUUCGCUCUCAGAACAUGCGCUCCAAGCUCUUGUCACUGCAUCUAAUCUAUCACCUCAUAAACAACUACACUACUGUCUUCACGUCGUCCUUUUCCACCAUCAGAAGUGGCAACAGUGAAGAAACCACCCCUUUCUUACAGGUUGCCAAACCCCAUUUAUGUUUGAGUCUCUCCAGAAACGCAGCCAGUUCAGUGUCACGUGUCUACGAAGUUUGUUGCGAGAUUUUCUGGCUGUCCCUAAAGAAUUUGCGCGUGUUAAUGAAAAAGGAGUUGGAGGUCUUCAUGAAGGAGGUUUAUCUUGCCGUCUUGGAGAAGAGGAGUGCACCCCUCUUUCAAAAGGAAAAAUUCAUGGACGUCUUGGAAAGGCUUUCAGCUGACCCAAGAGCCCUCGUCGAGAUAUAUCUGAAUUACGAUUGUGAUCGGACGGCACUAGACAACAUGUACCAGCAAAUCAUUGAGCAUCUAUCAAGGAUUUGCAGCACCCCCGUUCCCAUCACUCCUGCCCUGCAGCAUCAGUAUCAGGAACAGCAACAUAAACCGUCCACCCCCUCAGGCGCCUCGGAAUGGCAUUCUAAAGGCUCCCUUUUACCAGGACUUUCAACUGCUGCCUUGAGCCACCAGCCUCCUCCUCCGCCGAUAAUCCCUGUCGAAUACUCUCUGAAACAGCAGUCGCUCCGCUGCCUUGUCGAGAUCCUGUCUUCGCUUGAUAGCUGGUCCACGCAUCCGGCGCAGGAUCAGCCCAAUGCAUCUCGAUACCCAAUGUCUCGGGGCUCUUUUGAGGACUCUCGUGACUCCUUGGACAAUGCCGACAGGCCACCUCCGUCCCCACGAGUUCAUGGAAUCAGCAGUGAAUCCGGAGUUUCAACCCCUGUCGCGGAAGACGAUCCGAAUGAAAUAGAAAAGAUCCGAAAACGGAAGUCGGCUCUUAAUGAAGGCAUCAGACAAUUCAACUUCAAGGCCAAACGGGGUAUCAAAUCCUUGAUUGCCAAUGGCUUCAUUCGAAGCGACUCUCCCCAAGAUAUUGCUAGAUUCUUGCAUGGCAACGACAAACUUGACAAAGCCAUGCUUGGGGAGUAUCUAGGCGAAGGUGACGAAGCCAACAUUGCUGUCAUGCAUGCAUUUGUGGACGGGAUGGACUUUGCAAAACGGCGCUUUGUGGAUGCGCUGAGACAGUUCUUGCAGAGUUUCCGCCUUCCUGGCGAAGCACAAAAGAUUGAUCGUUUCAUGCUGAAGUUUGCGGAACGCUAUUUGACUGGAAACCCAAAUGCAUUUGCCAAUGCGGACACUGCCUACAUCCUUGCGUACUCGGUGAUUCUGUUGAAUACAGAUCAACAUAGUACGAAGAUGAAGGGACGAAGAAUGACUCUGGAAGACUUUGUCAAGAACAAUCGAGGUAUCAAUGACGGUCAAGAUCUACCUCAGGAAUACCUUGCCAGCAUUUAUGAAGAAAUUCAGGGCAAUGAAAUCGUCCUAACAUCGGAGCGCGAACACGCCGCCGAGCUUGGAAUCACUUCCGGGCCUGCUGCUGCUGGGUUGGCUUCCAGAGCCGGUCAAGCCCUCGCCAAUGUUGGCCGCGAUCUCCAAAAAGAAAAGUAUGCCCAAGCUUCAGAAGAGAUGGCCAACAAAACCGAGCAACUCUACCGAAGUCUCAUCCGAGCACAAAAGAAGUCCGCCCUCCGUGAUGCAUUGUCGCGAUUUAUACCAGCCACUUCCUCCAAGCACGUGGGUCCCAUGUUCAACGUGAGCUGGAUGUCUUUCUUGUCCGCGUUCUCUAGUCAGAUGCAAGAUGCUCAAAACCUUGACUUGAUCAGACAAUGUCUAGAUGGUCUAAAGCUCGCCAUUCGCAUCUCAUGUCGUUUUGAUUUGGAAACGCCACGUGUUGCUUUUGUGACCGCCCUCGCCAAGUUCACCAACUUGAGCAAUAUCAAAGAAAUGCAAGCCAAAAACCUCGAGGCUCUGAAAGUUCUCAUCGAGGUCGCGCUCACCGAUGGAGAUCAUCUGAAAGGUGCUUGGCGCGAAGUUUUGAUGUGCAUCAGCCAGCUGGAUCGACUUCAAUUACUUUCCACCGGUAUUGACGAAGGGGCCAUUCCAGAUGUGAACAGAGCCAACCUUCCUCUCCCAUCUCAUGGGAAAGAUGGUAGCCGGAGUCGCAAAUCUAUGCAAGCCGCCAUGAGGACCCGACCACGAUCUGCACAUAGUUUCCGGCCUGAAGUUGCGGACGAAUCAAAGUCCACUGACAUGGUCCGAGGCGUGGACAGGAUCUUCACAAAUACUGCCAAACUCUCCUCAGAAGCAAUUGUCGAUUUUGUACGAGCACUCAGUGAUGUCAGUUGGCAAGAGAUCCAGUCCUCGGGCAACAGUGAAUCGCCGCGAACUUAUAGCUUGCAAAAGCUGGUCGAAAUCAGCUACUACAACAUGACCCGAGUCAGGAUUGAGUGGACGCGGAUCUGGGAAAUUCUAGGCGAGCACUUCAAUCAAGUCGGCUGUCACAACAACACAGCUGUUGUUUUCUUUGCCCUCGAUUCACUUCGACAAUUGUCCAUGCGUUUCAUGGAGAUAGAGGAAUUACCUGGUUUCAAGUUUCAAAAAGACUUUUUGAAGCCUUUCGAACAUGUCAUGUCUAACACUUCCGUUGUGUCAGUCAAGGACAUGGUUCUGCGCUGCUUGAUUCAGAUGAUACAGGCUCGUGGGGACAAUAUCAGGUCUGGCUGGAAGACUAUGUUCGGUGUCUUCUCAAUUGCGGCAACCGAAAGAUAUGAAGCGAUUGUCAAUAUCGCAUUUGACUACACCACUCAAAUAUACAAUACUCGGUUUGGGGUUGUAAUUACCCAGGGGUCGUUCCCAGACCUUGUUAUCUGCUUGACGGAAUUUUCGAAGAAUCUCAAAUUCCAAAAGAAGUCGUUGCAGGCAAUUGAAUUGCUCAAGUCUACCGUUCCCAAAAUGCUCAAGACGCCAGAAUGUCCACUUUCGAGACGGCACAUCACAAAAGAAGAAUCGUCUGCGUCUGGUGUCGUCGCCGGCGUCAAACAGCCUACUUCUCAAACCGAAGAAGAGCAAUUCUGGUACCCCGUCCUUAUUGCAUAUCAAGAUGUCCUCAUGACGGGUGAAGAUCUUGAAGUACGAUCAAGAGCACUAACGUACUUGUUUGACACAUUGAUCAGAUAUGGAGGUGAUUUCCCCACUGACUUCUGGGACACCUUGUGGCGUCAGCUUCUCUACCCUAUCUUCGUUGUCCUCCAAUCCAAGUCGGAAAUGUCCAAAGCCCCGAAUCACGAGGAGUUAUCGGUAUGGCUCUCAACUACAAUGAUCCAAGCCCUUCGAAACAUGAUCACUCUCUUCACACAUUAUUUUGAUUCUCUCGAGCACAUGCUUGACAGGUUCUUGGAUCUGCUAACAUUGUGCAUCUGUCAAGAGAAUGACACUAUCGCCCGCAUUGGCAGCAACUGUCUCCAACAAUUGAUUCUCCAGAAUGUCACCAAGUUCACGGCUGACCACUGGGCAAGAAUUGUCACUGCCUUUGUCGAGUUGUUCAAUAGAACUACCGCAUAUGAGUUAUUCUCGGCGGCGGCGACCAUGUCCGAUGCUCGACCUACGCCUGCACAUGAUGGAGGGGACGGACUGUCGAUAUCGGGUGGGAGCAUUGUUGAAACCCCAACAACCAACGGAGCGCCAGAGGCUUUCCCACCCACAACACCCUCCCUGGACCAGAAAAGCCAGGGGCUUGAAGGUUCGACAGACGUGCCACACUCCCAAUCAACCCAGGAGCUCGAAGACUAUCGACCGCAUACAGAUCUCCAAACCCCUAUGCCUGUUGUCACGGCCGCCCGACGCCGAUUCUUCAACAAGAUCAUCACCAAUUGUGUCCUUCAGCUUCUCAUGAUCGAAACGGUUGCUGAGCUUUUCUCCAACGAUUCUGUCUACGCACAGAUUCCAUCGCCCGAACUUCUGCGAUUAAUGACGCUCUUGAAGAAGUCAUAUCAAUUUGCCAAGAAGUUCAAUGGAGACAAAGAUCUCCGCAUGGCUCUGUGGCGACAGGGGUUCAUGAGACAGCCACCCAAUCUGCUGAAGCAGGAGUCAGGAUCAGCAAAUACAUAUGUGAGUAUUCUUCUCAGGAUGUACCACGAUGAAGGGGAGGAAAGAAGAUCUAGUCGAGAUCAGACCGAAGGGGCAUUGAUACCACUCUGCGCAGAUAUCAUUCGCUCCUUUGUCCUCCUCGAAGAAGAUACUCAGCAGCGCAACAUUGUAGCAUGGCGACCUGUGGUAAUUGAUGUUCUAGAAGGAUACGUGAACUUCCCCAAGGAAAGUUUCGAGAAGCACCUAGAGACAUUCUACCCGUUAUCAGUGGGUUUGUUGGAGAAGGACAUUGGCACUGACAUGCGCCAUGCACUCUGGAGCAUGUUCCGACGCGUUGGCGAACUUCGCUUUGGCAUGCCCGAGUAUGUGCAACCCAGAGGUCGAGAAGGCAGUGUCAGCUCGACCAGGAACGGCAGCACCAGUGCUCUGCCAACCAGUCCUGGCCAUUCCAGCCGGGGUUUUGAGUACGGUGUUGGCAGUCGCCGGGGAAGCAGGCACAGCCGGACGGGUGGUCAGUAGAAAAGUUGCAUGUUUAUAAAAAGAGUAUUAUUGAACGCCGACGGCCCUUUGAAUCCGUACAUCCGCCAGAGAGAGAGAAGCCGAGUGUCGGGCCCAGCUCGGAGCGAUGAUCUAGAUAUUGCCACCAUGUAACCAAGAUAGAGAUGUACCAUCAGCAGUUGUUCACUUUUCGGGAGAUCAUAUCAAAUCAUGUCAUGAGAUAGAUGGGUCAUCU